AUGCAUGCAUUGUCGUCCCUGGCGACACUUGUCAGCCUCUGUUCGAGGCUGACUGCCGCGUUCACCAAUCCCAUCAGGACAGGGAGCGACCCUCAAAUGGUCUAUGUCGAUGGACUAUACUACCUGACAUCAACAACAUGGACAGACGUCCGCAUCACUUCCGCCCCGACCAUCGACGGGCUUAAGACGGCCGAGUCCAAGGUUAUCUACUCGGACACGACAAGCAACCCCAACAUCGCCUGCAACUUUUGGGCGCCCGAGAUGCACAUCGUCGGAGGCCGAUGGUAUGUCUACUUCAGCGCGAGCGUGUGCGACCCGGAUUGGGGCAUCGUCCUGCCCAGCCUCAGGGUGUAUGUCCUCGGUGGCGGUGCCGAGAAUCCUCUAUCGUCGAAUUAUGAACUGCUUGGGCCCAUCACGCCGCCCAAUUACAGCGAAGGGAUGCUUGAUGCUGUGAGUAAAGCUGCUCUCAGCCGGGACUCUUACAUCAUGCCAUAUGAGGCUAAUCAGGAUUGA
This is a messenger RNA of Diaporthe batatas, 513 nucleotides long. RefSeq lists its product as uncharacterized. Gene Ontology annotation, biological process: carbohydrate metabolic process. The transcript is spliced from 2 exons. Lineage: Eukaryota; Fungi; Ascomycota; Sordariomycetes; Diaporthales; Diaporthaceae. The record is from RefSeq and is a predicted model, not a curated record. Gene Ontology annotation, molecular function: hydrolase activity, hydrolyzing O-glycosyl compounds. The coding region runs from base 1 to 513 and encodes 170 amino acids.